Molecule: messenger RNA, 4101 nt
Organism: Brassica oleracea var. oleracea
Lineage: Eukaryota; Viridiplantae; Streptophyta; Magnoliopsida; Brassicales; Brassicaceae
Exons: 8
Coding region: 124-3963 (1279 amino acids)
Source: RefSeq, a predicted model, not a curated record
ACUCAAAUUAGGGUUUAAGAUUUUUGAAUUUUCGUUUUCCGAUUACAUUCUCUUAUUUAACGGCGAGUAGUCUCCCAUUUUAUGUGAGAGUUCGUCCGAGAAUCGGAGGAGUUCCCCUCGCAAAUGGCUGCUAAUGCUCCACUCGAGUCGCCUUCAGGGAGCCCCUGCUGCAUCGCGUGGCAAGGGAAGUACCUAGGCAUGAAGAAGAGGCGUGAUGCUUGUAAAGAAGCCAUAGAGAUUCUCCAGAAGGCCAUGGCUGCCGCUAAUGAUGAGAAAGCCAAUCUCCAGAAAAAACUUAGGGAGAUGGCGGAUAACAGGGACGCUCAGGAAGAUGAGUCAGUGGAAAAAUCAUCUUUGGAGAAGGAGAUCUGUGUUUUGAAGUCUGAGAUACUGACUUUGCAACAAAGAUUGGAGCGUCGUAACCUUCAAGAGAGAAGUGAAGAGGUAGAAUUUCUUCAGGGUUCUAGUGGGGAAAAGGAGAUCAGUGAACUGAAGAGCCUCCUUAAGAAAGAAACAUUAAGGGCGGAUAAUUCUGAAGAAGAGAGGGAACAAAUUUGUAAAGAGUUGAACAAGACAAAGGCUCUGCUGGUGAAAUAUGAGGAUAUCAAGCCACACGUUCCUGAGGUGGAAAAGGAAAUAAGUCUGGUUAAGAAUCUUCUUGCAAGCGAGAGGCAUAAGACAGAGUCUGAGAGGAAGAAAGCAGAAGCAGAGAAAAAGAAAGCUGAUCAGUAUCUUUCUGAGUUGGUGGUUUUAAGAAGUACAGCUCAGAAGUAUAGUUCGGAUUUACGUGCUUUAAGCUCCAGUAUUGAGACUGUGAAAAAGCAGCUCGAGUCUGAAAAACAAAAGACACUGAAAGAGAGAAAACGUGCGGAUAUGGAGAGUGCAAAAGCUAAGGAACAGAUGAAGCUGGCAGAAGAUUUGUCUAAGAAGUUUGAAAUUAUUAGAGCUAGAAAUGAAGAGCUCAAGAAAGAAGCGGAAUUGCAGAGCGCUAGUAGCAAAGUAAAGUUUGCUGAAAACUCGGCAAAACUGGAAGAGAAGAUAAGGAUUAAUAAGAAAGAAGCGAUGGCCUGGAAAUCUCGUGCUGAUGAUCUGACUCAGCAAUUACAAGAAGUACAAUUAGUGACUGAGGGUUUGAAAAAACAGGUGCAUGAGCUUUCUCUCUCCCAAAAAUCUGCUCAGACUUGCUCAAUUUCUCCUCAUCAAGUUAGAGACCUGGAAAAGGCUAAAGUGAGGCUUUUGAAAAAAGAGUUGAAGUUCAAGAGGAAAUGUGCAAAACACUCCAAAGAGGUGGCUGAGUUUGAAAGGUUCCGAAGAGAAUUUCAGGCGGAAGAAAUAGGUCGGUUAACACUUGAGUUCCGUAGUCUUACAAAUCGUAUGAACCUGCUGGAUAAGUUUUCAAGAGGUACAUCUGGCCGUGCAAAGGCGGAGGACCGAAUGAAAUUGCAGAUGGUACAAUCCCAGAAGAACUGUAGUGGUGGAAAGCAUUCUGACGCAAGAUGCCAGUUGGUAGCAAGCUCUGGUUCUCAGGAGAAGGCUCGCAAGCUCUCUACUCAGUUAAUUGCUAAAUCCAGACAGGGCGUGUAUGAAUCUGUCUUAGGUACUAUUUCUCAAUUGGAAUCUCCUACUGGAGGCUCUAGAGAAUCACAGACUUCUGGAGAAAUUUCCAGCGCAACAUCUUGUUCUGAUGGGCAGAUACUGACCUCACAGGGAGCACAACAGUUCUCUGUUACUACUUCAGCAAAAACAUCAAAAGAUGAAGCGCAUAUCCAACCUGCAAACUCAACUAUGUUCCAGAAAAUCGAUACCAGGGAAAAUGAGAAUCUCUGUUUAGUGGCUGAUAACUGUCUCCAGGGACGUCAGAGAGAUAAUCAUGAGGUAGUUAAUGAGCACUCUCCAAAAAGAAAAAGAAUGCCAGAGGUAGAUGAGUCACGUAAGCAUCAGUCAGAUGGUGAUACACAGAAAAAAUUACAGCUAAGGGAGAAGCUGGGCACCUCGCAGUCUGUAGAAGAGAAAGAAACCUUGGUCCUUGAUAUUCAAGGUGGCUCCACUGCAAAUUGCACUAAAUUUUCUAAGAAAAGAAGGGUUUCUUGUGAGAAAAAGACAGUUAUGCGGAACUCUCUUGAGCUUAACCGGUCAGUCAGGACUCAAGGCAAUAAAGCUGGAAGUACACAGGUCGCUUGGAAUACUAUGUGCCUCUCUACUGCUAAAGGACAUGCUGCAGCAGCACUAUUUCUGGAAGACAUUGUUGCUACAGAUGUUAUGAAGUUGUUGGAGUUGGAGAAACCAGAAGAUGAAAGUCAUUACAACAUGGCAAGAGAAUCACUUCUAUCCCCGGAUCUUCCUCAGGUAGAUUUUUUGGAUAGUCUGAUCGUGAACGAAGACAAGAAUCCUGCUACGGCUCUUGACUUGGUUGCUAGAGAUAGUGUGGAUUUAAGUGAUACCAUAAAUUCUAGCGAAGCUUCUAAUUUCAGCACUCAGAGUGCUUCGGUGACCGACAAAAUGCCACCCAUGUCAACAACGGUGCAUGAUGACACUCUUAAACAUUUUGUUGUGUUUUCAAAUAUUGAAGACCAGAUCAGUAUCAUCAGAAUUUUCCAUGCUGCAAACAAUUGUAUUCAGCGAUGCCCAUCAAUUACUAGAGCAGAGUGGGCAGUGCCAGCAAUUCUGUUCUCUUUGAAAAUGGAAGAAAACCUUUUGGCCCGGGACAGGGUAUGUGUUUUCCUCUCCUUGCUGUUGCAUAACUUCUCUGUGGUUUCCUCGAUGAAUAUUGGGAACAUUCUGUAUGAUAAUGCUUGCUCCUGCUUGGACUCUUUCUCGAAGCAUAUAGAUGGUGUUAUGGCUGAUACUGAAGCUAGAUGUAUUCUUUCUGAAUUUUUGGAAGAACUCCUUAGUCUUUUUCAGGACCUUCUUUCCGAGCAGAGGGUAUUAUUUUGUGUUAAAUCCUCGGGAACAUCUGAAUCUGAUUCAAGCAUCCCGGUCACCCUGAAUGGAGAAAAUGUAGCCCUCUUCAGCAGAAUCGCUCUAAUUGAUCAUUUGGUGGCUGGAAGUGCUAUCUUGGCGGCGAUAUGUACUGCAGUGGACCGUGUUGGAUUUAUCCGUGAAGCUUCCUUUGAAAUCCUGCACAAGUAUUGUCAUGAGAAGACCUCAAUGCCACUGACCAUUCUUCACGUUUUUGCUCAUAUUGCUGGAGAGAAAGUGAUGUCAUCUAAUGAUCAUGAUAUAUCAAUUGCUGUGUUGAAAUCCAUUGUGAUGUGUCUCGAGAAGAAACAUUUUGGUACUGUGGAGGGAAAUGCUUAUAUGCACCCAGGCAAGAACAAGUGUCUAUUCUCAGACAAGUCUUCCUCGCUGGAGGCUAUGGCGUCUAUUCUCAUGGAAAUUAUUCAGGAGUUUACUAAGUCGAAUACUUUGCAUCAGAGCUUGACCGAGAAGAGCGAGUUUAGAGCGGCACACAAGGAUUUCCAGUGCGUAUUGGGCAGGGAUCAAAGUGUGACUUUAUGUGACAUUCUGUCAUUGGUGAAGCUUAUCGCCUGUUACACGGAAUGGGAUUGGACUAGUGCAAACAUUGUUGCUCCACUGCUUAAGAUACUGGGAAUGCCAUUGGCAAUGAACCUUUCUGUUGCGAUCGUCUCUCUUCUUGGGGAACUUAGCAGUAUUGGAGUGGAUGCUGGUGGCUAUGAAAAUGAAGGAAUCUCAAACUUGAGAGAGAAACUGUCAGCGUUUCUGCAGUGUGAGACGACACUAAAAGCUGGUUUUGCAGUCCAGAUAGCAACUGUGAGCUCUCUCAUGAAGACGCUUCAUCUGGAUUUCUCAGUAGUCGUUCAAGGCAAAACCACCAUGCUUCCGGGUUGUGGCGAUCAAAGUUUGUCUGCUUCAGCCAAUCUGGUCACCAAGUGGUUCUCUUUGUUGAGCGACGAACAGCGAGUUUUCUCAAACAAGUUCUUACAAACCUCUGUUGUUAGAUAAUUCCUUAGCUCAAAGAGUGUCAUCAAAAUCAGUAGAGUUUUGGGCAUGUCUCUUACUGUUUGAUUCUUCUUCAUUGGCUGAUUUUUUUUGGUUCUAGACUUCUAGGAUGAAGAUAUUAAUGGAAAUUUCUUUUAAUAA